Pelodiscus sinensis (Chinese soft-shelled turtle) is the source of this 304-nucleotide messenger RNA. NCBI's taxonomy places the organism in Eukaryota, Metazoa, Chordata, Testudines, Trionychidae. The record is from RefSeq and is a predicted model, not a curated record.
UGUCACCAGGCCUCUCCCUGGCAGGACCCAGCCCGCGAGAUCCGCAGGGUCAUGGAGUUCCUGGAGGUGGAGCUGCAGCCGGAGGCCCUGGCACGGAUCGUCCGGCACACGUCCUUCCAGGCCAUGAAGGAGAACCCCAUGGCCAACUACAGCACCCUCCCCAGCGCCAUCUUCGACCAGAGCAUCAGCCCCUUCAUGCGCAAGGGCGAGGUGGGUGACUGGAAGAACCACUUCACGGUGGCGCAAAGCGAGGCCUUCGACACCCAUUACCAGCUCCGCAUGCAGGGGACCGGCUUGCACUUCC